UACCUAUGUACGUAUCGAGCUAACCUCAAAAUUAUGAACUAUAGAUGUAUAUAUAUUGCGCGAGAGCGUAGGGACAUCCAACGGGUGUUUCCCGAAAUAGACAUGAUUCACAACAGAACCGUGGUGAAUUGACAGAUCCUCUUCUUCUUCUUCUUCUUCUUCUUCUUCUUCUUCUUCUUCUUCUUCUUCUUCUUCAUCUUUUUUUCUUCUUGUUGUUCUUCUUCUUCUUAUACUUCUCGAGUCCGUGAGUCGUUACGCUUCGUUGGAUCGCGCCAUCCGAUUAUAAUGUUUAUUUUUGUUCUCUGACUUUUUUUCUUCUUUAUGUGAUAUUGACGAAUGACAGUGAACGAGCUGUGUGAUUCGGAGGAUCGAAUGUGAACGUGAUUUGUUGUGCUUAUAUUCCAGAGACGUUGUUUCUAUAUAAUCAAGAAGUAACGAGUAAAUAGCAAUUAAUUACGUUAGAGGAAAGGAACGAAAUAAAGAAGAAGAGAAAAGAACGAAAAGAUCACAUCCUUGUUGGAGAUAGUCGCAAUGGCCACAUUAUCUUUACGGAUCUCCAUUCCGGAGAAAAAUGCAACGAAGAUGAUGCAAUUUGAUCCAAGUACGUCAGUUUAUGAUGCCUGUCGUAUAAUACGAGAAAAAUUAGCAGAGGCCAGUAAUAUGGGACAACCCAAGGAUUAUGGACUUUUUUUUGCCGACGAGGACGUAAAGAAAGGUGUUUGGCUCGAACCAGUAAGGAAUCUCGAUUAUUAUAUCUUACGAAACGGUGAUCUUUUGGAAUAUCGUCGUAAACUUCGUACUCUGAGAGUACGAAUGUUGGAUGGUACAUUGAAAACAUUGUUGGUAGACGAUAGUCAACCUGUCGCUAAUCUUAUGGUAGUCAUAUGCACGAAAAUUGGGAUUACAAAUCACGACGAGUAUUCUCUUGUACGCGAGCUCGUUGACGAAGAAACGGAAAAUCAAAAACCUGGUAACUUUGGUACUUUAACGUUGAAGAGAAGAAAGGAGGACAAAGGUGAGAGAGAUGCUAAGAUGGAUCAAUUGAGGAAGAAACUUAAAACCGACGACGAAGUUAAUUGGAUAGAUCCAAGUAAGACUCUUCGUGAGCAAGGUAUCGACGAAUCGGAAACGGUAUUAUUAAGAAGAAAAUUUUUCUUCUCUGAUCAGAACAUCGACAGUCGAGAUCCGGUGCAAUUGUCACUUUUAUACGUACAAGCAAGGGAUGCGAUUUUGGAUGGUACACAUCCGGUUACACAAGAGAAAGCUUGCAUCUUCGCUGGUAUCCAAUGUCAAAUACAAUUCGGUGAUCACAAGGAGGACAAACACAAGCCAGGUUUUUUGGACUUGAAAGAAUUCUUACCGCAAUCUUACGUGAAAGUAAAGGGUAUCGAGAAGAAGGUAUUUGCCGAGCAUAAGAAACACGUUGGCUUGUCCGAACUCGAUGCUAAAGUUUUGUACACGAAAACGGCUAGAUCAUUGAGCACAUACGGUGUCACGUUCUUUUUGGUAAAGGAAAAGAUGAAGGGUAAAAAUAAACUUGUACCAAGAUUGCUCGGUGUAACGAAGGAUUCAGUUUUACGAUUAGACGAGAAGACCAAAGAAAUAUUAAAAACGUGGCCAUUGACAACCGUCCGACGUUGGGGUGCUUCCCCGAAUACGUUCACCCUUGAUUUCGGAGAUUAUUCCGAUCAAUAUUACAGCGUACAAACUACCGAGGCAGAACAAAUCUUACAAUUGAUCGCUGGUUACAUAGAUAUCAUAUUGAAGAAGCAAAAGGGUAAAGAUCAUUUUGGUAUCGAAGGGGACGAAGGAUCAACUAUGGUCGAGGAUAGUGUAUCACCUUUAAAAGCGACAAUUAUGCAACACGAGACUAGUAACGUUGGAAAGGGAAAUGUUGAAGCUGUUUCCGUCGCAAUACCCGCAGUUAUAAGAGCAGGUGGUGAUGGGGCUCGACCAUAUGGGACAGGUCACAUGGGUGGUGCUCAAUACACGACCGUCAGCGGACAAGUCAACAUCGCACAUGCUCCGCCAAUGGUGCAACAAACAAAAGUUACAUCCGUCCUGUCGGAACCACAGCGUGCCUUACUUUCGACGAUAACAGCCGGUCACGAGGUGAUCAAUAUCGCAGAAACGGAACUCUCUUGCAAAGCACAAUUACCGGAACUCGGUACCGAUCCAGCAUCCCUAAAAUGGAUCGAACAGACCAUAGAUACGCACAAACAAAAUGUUGGCUCUCAGAUAGCAGCGAUGAACGCAGCUACGGCACAAGUAGUAACGUUGACUUCGGGUCCAGCGGAUGACGUCGAUCAUACGGCCGUAGGUGCAGCGAUAACAACCAUAGCCACGAAUCUUCCUGAAAUGACAAAAGGUGUUAGAAUGAUAGCAGCUUUGAUGGAGGAUGAAUCAUCUGGAGAACGUUUACUCGAUGCAGCUAGAAAAUUAUGUUCCGCUUUCUCAGAUCUACUGAAAGCGACGGAACCAGAAACUAAAGAGCCAAGGCAGAACUUGUUGAACGCUGCAUCACGGGUUGGCGAAGCGUCGCAUCAAGUAUUGACAACGAUCGGCGAGGAAAACGAUUCAAAUCGGGAAUUACAGGAUAUGUUGCUCGCAUUAGCGAAAGCUGUAGCGAACACGACUGCCGCGUUGGUAUUAAAAGCUAAGAACAUAGCGGCUACCUGCGAGGAUUCGGCUACGCAGAACAGAGUAAUAUCAGCGGCCACGCAAUGUGCGUUAGCUACGUCCCAAUUGGUAGCUUGUGCGAAAGUGGUAGCACCGACUUUGCACUCGCCCGCUUGUCAAACGCAGUUGAUGAACGCCGUGAGAGAGGUAACGAAAGCUGUCGAGGGUUUGGUCGAGGUCUGUAACGAGACCUGUAACGAUGAAAACUUAUUGAAAGAAUUGAGUACGGCAGCGAGCGAAGUCAGCAGAACGUUGAACGAUCUUUUGAAUCAUAUUAAAACAGCUACCAGAGGCGAACGUGCGAAGGAAUCUAUUCAAGAGGGUGCGGUCGAAACGAUUCUCGUAGCGACGGAUAAACUUUUCGCUAGUACAGGAGACGCCGGUGAAAUGGUCAGACAGGCUAGAGUAGUUGGACAAGCUACAGCGCAAUUGAUUCAAAGUAUCAAAGGUGAAGCUGAGAAACAGUCCGAUCCGGAACAACAGCGACGUCUGUUAGCAGCCGCUAAGAUAUUGGCCGAUGCUACAGCGAAAAUGGUAGAAGCCGCUAGACAAUGUACGAGCAGUCCGCACGACGCUAAGAUGCAAGAUCAGCUUAGACAAGCUGCCGAGGAAUUAAGAACGGCUACAACGGUAGCCGCUACUCCGGCAUUGCGUAGAAAAUUGAUCGUACGUUUGGAGGCUUGCGCGAAACAAGCCGCAUCGACGGCAACUCAAUGCAUCGCUGCUUCUUCCGGUGCUGUACACCACAACACGAAUCACGCGAGUCAGGAGGAAUUGAACGUAGAGUGUAGAUUGAUGGCUCAACACAUACCGCAUUUAGUCGCUGGAGUAAAAGGGACCCAGGCUCAACCGGACAAUCCUACCGCACAACUUAAUCUGAUUAAUGCCGCGGAACAAUUUUUACAACCGGGCACUGCCGUAAUCAAAGCUGCCAGGGCUGUUUUGCCUACAGUAACCGAUCAGGCAUCAGCAAUGCAAUUGAAUAAUACGUCUCAACAACUUGGUUCCUCGUUGGCCGAUUUAAGAUCGGCCGUAACACGAGCUAGAGAAGCUUGCGGUGGAUUAGAAUUAGAUGCUGCCGAAGAAUUAAUUAACAGUUUAAAGGACGAAUUGAAAGAGUUCUAUCAAGCUGUAGAAGCUGCCUCUUUGAGGCCAUUGCCCGAGGAAACUACGGAAUCUACGGCUUUACGACUUGGCUCGACAUCCAAGAAUGUUGGAUAUGCUAUGGCACAAUUGCUGUCAGCUGCUAAACAAGGAAACGAAAAUUAUACCGGAAGUGCCGCUAGAGAAACUGCGUCGGCACUUAAAGAUCUUACGUAUGCUGUACGCGGUGUCGCCGCUACGUCUAAUCAACCAGAGACGCAAAAGAAAGUGUUGAUGACCGCCGACGACGUAAUUCUCCGAUCUCUACAUCUUGUCCAAGAGGCCAGGCGAGCAUUGAAGAAUCCAGACAACCCAGAAAAUGAAGCGAACUUAGCUGCCGUCGCCAAAGACGUAUCGCACUCCUUGAACAAAUGUGUCUCUUGUCUGCCUGGUCAGAGAGACGUAGACGAUGCUAUUCGCACGAUAGACGACAUGAGUCAAGUUCUUAAUAUGAAUGAGUUCCCGCACACCGAUAAGAAUUAUGGACAAUUGCAGAAUGACCUCAACAAUGCGGCUGCCAACUUGAACGACGCCUCUUCGAACGUCGUCUCUUCGGUUCGUUCACCUGUACAAUUGGCAAGUUCUUCAAAACAAUUUUCAAAUGCUUUCGGAGAUCUAUUGGGCGUUGGUAUGGAAAUGGCAAGUCAAACCACGGUAGAAACCAGAAGUCAGAUGGUGGUUUCUUUGAAAAAUGUUAGCAUGACGUCCAGUAAGCUUCUCACAACAGCCAAGUCAGUAGCCGCCGAUCCUAGCGCGCCAAAUGCCAAGAAUCAACUUUCUGCUGCUGCACGAGCAGUGACAGAUUCAAUCAAUUACUUAGUCGAUGUCUGUACAUCAGCAGCACCAGGACAAAAUGAAUGCGAUAACGCUAUAAGAAACAUUCAAUCGAUGGCAUCUCUUUUGGAUAAUCCUAGCGAACCUAUAUCCGAUGCGUCGUACUUCGAGUGUUUGGAAAUUGUUAUGGAGAAGAGUAAAAGUCUCGGAGAUGGUAUGACGGGUAUCGCGAAUCAUGCAAAGAAAUCGGAACACGAACAGUUUUCGGUAGCCGUUAGAGGAGUCUCAUCAUCGAUUUGCGGAUUAAUUGAAGCCGCUGCUCAAGCGGCGUAUUUGGUAGGUGUUAGCGAUCCUACAUCGGUAGCUGGAAAACCUGGUCUCGUAGAUCAAGCACAAUUCCUGAGAGCCGCUCAAGCGAUUCACACUGGUUGUCAGAGUCUUGGUAAUCCAACGAGUACUCAACAGCAGGUAUUAUCGGCGGCUACGAUGAUAGCCAAACAUACCAGUGCAUUGUGCAAUGCUUGCCGUCAAGCAUCUAGUAAAACCAGUAAUCCAGUUGCCAAACGUCACUUCGUACAAUCGGCAAAGGACGUAGCGAAUUCAACCGCUUCCUUGGUAAAAGAAAUAAAGGCACUCGAUCAGAACUAUUCCGAGAUAAAUCGUGAGAAAUGUGCGGAAGCGACGAAGCCCCUUUUGGAGGCUGUCGACAAUCUUUGCACGUUCGCGAGUUCCCCGGAAUUCGCUAGUCAACCGGCUAAAAUAUCCGUCGCGGCUAGGGCAGCUCAGGAGCCUAUAACGAGCGCUGGAAAAGCUAUUAUCGGUGGUUCCUGCGCGAUGGUACAAGUUGCGAAAAGUUUGGCCAUAUCGCCGAAAGAUCCGCCAACCUGGCAACUGUUAGCCAACAACAGCAAAAACGUAAGCGACUCGAUCAAGUCGUUGGUCGCAUCGAUACGUGACAAAGCGCCAGGACAAAAGGAAUGCGAGGCUGCGAUAGAAAAGCUUUCAGCUAGAAUCCGUGAACUGGAUACGGCCUCUCUCAGUGCCGUUUCACAGGCCCUUGUACCAAGACGCGAUAACACUGUACAAGGUUUCACCGAUCAAAUGGAGAGUAGCGCGAGCGAAUUGCGAGAGAAAUUGGAACCGUUGCGUAACGCUGCGAAAUACGAAGCCGAAAAUGUCGGACAUUCCGUUAAUCAAGUUGCAUUGUACUGCGAGCCCUUGGUAUCAUGCGCUAUUGGUGCCGCAUCUAACAUGGUACAUUCGAAACAACAAAUGGUAUUGCUCGAUCAGACCAAGACGGUAGCAGAAUCAGCUUUACAAUUGAUAUACGUUACCAAAGAAUCGGGUGGAAAUCCUAACGCAACAUCUCUUCACGCGGAAGUGGACGAAACCGUCGAAUCAAUGAAAGACGCGUUACACGAGUUACAAAACACAUUGGAAACAAUAUCAACGUCUAAUGGAAUUGUUACAGGCUUGAUCGAUACCAUCUCACGAGCUAUGGUCAGGCUAGAGGAUCAUAGAAUGUCUACGAUCGAUACGGUCGACUCUUAUGUCGAUUAUCAAACGAGGAUGGUCGAGGCGGCUAAAGAAAUCGCAAGACUCGCACAGGAAAUGUCGACGAAAUCUAGUACGGACGUAGCCAGAUUGGGACCGCUUGCAGUAGAUAUUUCUCACAAAUAUACACAGCUCGCCCGAGACACUUCAGGUGCAUCGGCCGCGGCCUCGAACGCUGACGUUUCAACUAGAUUAAGAACCGGUGUUCAAGAACUUGGGCAGACCUGUAUCGACAUAGUACGCGCAGCUGGAACCUGUCAAAUGUCACUCGGUGACGUCUACACGCAACGGGAGGUAGCCGAACACAGUAAGAUCGUCACGGAGAAGGUCUCUCAAGUUUUGGCCGCUCUGCAAGCUGGUUCGCGCGGUACGCAGGCAUGUAUCAAUGCUGCGAGUACGGUAUCCGGUAUAAUCGGUGACCUUGACACAACCAUCAUGUUCGCUACCGCUGGAACUCUGCACGCGGAGAACGAAGGUGACACGUUCGCCGAUCAUCGCGAAAACAUAUUGAAGACUGCUAAAGCUUUGGUGGAAGAUACGAAAACGUUGGUUGCUGGUGCUGCUUCUUCGCAAGAACAAUUAGCCGUAGCUGCACAAAAUGCUGUCUCGACGAUCGUACAACUCGCCGAAGUAGUGAAAUACGGUGCUGCCAGUCUUGGUAGUCAAAAUCCCGAGGCACAGGUUAUGCUUAUCAACGCUGUUAAAGAUGUAGCCUCCGCGUUAGGCGAUCUCAUACACGCGACCAAAGCUGCAAGUGGCAAACCCAUCAACGAUCCCAGCAUGGCACAUUUAAAGGAUUCCGCGAAGGUGAUGGUGACGAAUGUGACAUCGUUGCUGAAAACCGUUAAGGCUGUUGAGGAUGAACACACGCGUGGUACCCGUGCCUUGGAAUCGACGAUCGAAGCCAUUGCACAAGAAAUUCGUGCACUGAGUACAUCGGAAGGUCAAAGGAGCAACGUUACGCCUGAGGAAUUGGUACGUUGUACCAAGAGUAUAACAAUCUCAACGGCGAAAGCGGUGGCCGCUGGUAACAGUUGUAAACAAGACGACAUCAUAGCUGCUGCAAAUAUGGGCAGGAAGUCGAUAAGCGACAUGCUGAUGAUUUGCAAGGGAGCCGCCUACAACUGUGCGGAAACGGCCGAGCUAAGGGACAGAACUUUGCAGGCAGGCCAUGACGUUGCUAUGAACUACAGAGAGCUCCUUCAGGCGAUACUUCAGAUAGCGUCUAGAUCGGGCGACGCUAAGCAUACACUACCGCCAAUAUCUCGGAAGAUCGCUCAAAGCGUCACGGAAUUGGUGGCCGUCGCUGAGUUAUUGAAAGGAAACGACUGGGUCGAUCCUGACGAUCCCACUGUAAUCGCUGAAAACGAACUGUUGGGUGCAGCUGCCAGUAUCGACGCUGCUGCGAAGAAGCUAGCGAGUCUUAGACCAAGAAGAAGUAUUCAGGAGGCCAACGAAGAUAUGAAUUUCGACGACAUGAUCUUAGAAGCGGCCAAAUCUAUCGCCGCUGCUACGUCCGCUCUCAUCAAAGCGGCCAGUGCUGCCCAAAGAGAAUUAAUCGCAACCGGUAAAGUAUCACGAACACCUUUAACCAGCUCCGAUGAUGGUCAAUGGUCAGAAGGAUUAAUAUCAGCAGCAAGGAUGGUAGCCGCAGCUACUCAUAGUCUCGUUGAAUCUGCAAAUGCUUUGGUACAAGGUGUCAGUUCUGAAGAAAAAUUAAUUUCAAGCGCUAAACAAGUUGCCAGUAGUACCGCUCAACUUUUGGUUGCGUGCAAGGUCAAAGCUGAUCCAGACAGCGAUAGUACCAAACGUUUACAAGCGGCUGGUAAUGCUGUGAAACGUGCAACAGAUAAUCUCGUGCGUGCUGCACAACAAGCUAUUCAACAGGAGGAGGAUCGUUCCUUGAUUUUAAAUCGUAGAAUGGUCGGUGGUAUAGCACAAGAAAUCAAUGCAAGAUCCGAGGUUUUACGUAUAGAACGUGAACUCGAGGAAGCUCGAGGCAGACUCACUGCCAUUAGACAAGCCAAAUACAAAGGAUCUUCUUUGUCUUAUAUACAAGAACGUGAAAUGUCAUACGAAAAAUGUACUCGUACCUUCGACAAGAAUUAUGUCGUGCAAAUGUAAUUCGAUAGAAAAGCAUCGAUCUUCGCGUCGUCGAAAUCCAUCGACUUAUUUACAAACGUCGUGUUGACCAAAUUUUUUUUUUACACUUUUUUUCUUUUCUUUUUCUUUUCUUUUCUCUCUCUCUC
Messenger RNA from Vespula pensylvanica (western yellowjacket), 8399 nucleotides. It is a transcript of the gene rhea, whose product is annotated as talin-1. NCBI's taxonomy places the organism in Eukaryota, Metazoa, Arthropoda, Insecta, Hymenoptera, Vespidae. The transcript has 14 exons. Gene Ontology annotation, cellular component: cytoskeleton; plasma membrane; focal adhesion. Gene Ontology annotation, biological process: cell-cell adhesion. The coding region runs from base 532 to 8274 and encodes 2580 amino acids. Gene Ontology annotation, molecular function: structural constituent of cytoskeleton; actin filament binding; integrin binding. The record is from RefSeq and is a predicted model, not a curated record.